AACAUUUACUACGUCGCAAACUGCAACACAAUCAGCCGGGCCUGAGGGUCCUUUGGUAGAUCCGUGUAAUCUUUUUAUAAAAAAUUUAGAUGCAAAUAUUACCAGUAAAGAUCUUUUUAAUCAUUUCCGUGAAUACGGUCGAAUCAUCAGUGCUCGAAUUAUGAGAGAUCAAGAAACCAACACAUCUAAAGGUUUUGGAUUUGUAAGGUAUACCACUGCUGAGGAGACUGAUCGGGCUAAGCAGUCAAUGAAUAACAAAACCCUCGGGACGAAACAAAUUGAUAUGAGUUGUAAUACCUAG
This is a messenger RNA of Ambispora leptoticha, 301 nucleotides long. NCBI's taxonomy places the organism in Eukaryota, Fungi, Glomeromycota, Glomeromycetes, Archaeosporales, Ambisporaceae. The record is from the annotation of a GenBank genome assembly.